This is a messenger RNA of Neomonachus schauinslandi (Hawaiian monk seal), 1131 nucleotides long. It is a transcript of the gene LUZP2, whose product is annotated as leucine zipper protein 2. The record is from RefSeq and is a predicted model, not a curated record. The transcript has 11 exons. The coding region runs from base 193 to 972 and encodes 259 amino acids. NCBI's taxonomy places the organism in Eukaryota, Metazoa, Chordata, Mammalia, Carnivora, Phocidae.
GACUAUGAAGAGCUAGAAAAGCAGCUGAAAGAAGUCUUUAGGGAACGAAGCAACAUCCUCCAUCAGCUGACAAAGACAUCAAGAGAACUUGGUGGAAUUAAAGUCAACUUUCAGUCUUUGAAAAAUGAUGAGAAAUCUUCCAAAACUGAUGUUGAGAAGCUUCUGGAAAUAGGUCAGAGACAAAGAGAACAAAUGAAGUCUCUCCAGGAGGUCCUGCAAAAUCAACUUAAAGAGACAACUGAGAAAGCAGAAAAACAACAAGCUACUAUUAAUUUUUUAAAGACUGACAUGGAAAGAAAGAGCAAAAUGAUUCGAGAUCUCCAGAAUGAGAAUAAAAGCUUGAAGAACAAACUCUUGUCAGGAAGCAAGCUGUGUGGCAUCCAUGCAGAAGAGUCAAAAAAAAUCCAAGCCCAGCUGAAGGAGCUUCGUUAUGGGAAGAAGGACUUAUUAUUUAAGGCCCAACAACUUACUGAUCUGGAACGAAAAUUAGCUGUGGCCAAAAAUGAGCUGGAGAAAGCAGCUCUUGACCGGGACUCACAGCUAAAAGCAAUGAAAGAGACUGUACAUCUCUGCCUGUCAACCGUGUUCCGUAAUCAACCUCCCCCUUUAAGUCUAACGAGGCCAAAUCCAACUCAGCUGCCAAUUCUACCUGGGACGGUUGGCCCUGUGAUUCCUGAUGCAAGUUCAAAAUUCCAGCCUCAGCAAAUCUUUCCUGGAAGGAAUGAGAGCUCUCACGUUGAAACAACAAAGGAAGAAAAUCCCAACACCACUGAGUGCAAUUCUCAAAAAGAUGGCAGGACCUGCUCAACAAAGCACAAAAACAUUCCCCUAAUCAAUACCACUAAAGAGCCAGUGACUGCCCCAAAGAAAUUGCAAAUGCCUCCUUGUACUGAAUGUGAGGUGAAAAAAAACCCGGAAAAACAAUUGACCAACUUUGAAGGGAGGGCAACUAGAGAAGAAAAAAUACUGUAACUAUCAAGAAACUGUGUUAAAAACAUGCACUUAUGAUUGUCUUCAUACUCUUUUUCAACCACAAGCUUGAUGGAAAUACUAAGUUUUUAAAGCAUGCAACUUUUUCACAAUUUUCUGUAACUUUAUAUAGUCUAUAAAUUUUCCAGAAGAUUCCAGGCC